Penaeus monodon (black tiger shrimp) is the source of this 1299-nucleotide messenger RNA. RefSeq lists its product as uncharacterized. The record is from RefSeq and is a predicted model, not a curated record. Lineage: Eukaryota; Metazoa; Arthropoda; Malacostraca; Decapoda; Penaeidae.
CGUGAACUUAAGAGCGAGGGAAGAUCAGUCGUAGUGUAGAAUUUUUUUUUCUACAGGUGAAAAUCCUUAAAAAUUCUUUUCUUUUUCGCCAUUUCACGGCUCGAUGUAGGACCGUUCUUUUCGCCUCAUAUGUUGCAACAUGCGGCUGUUCGUGCCAGGGAUCAUCAUGACCGUGGCUGACGCGACGAUAAUAAGUGAGCUGUAUGUGCACAGGGACGGAAUCAAGGGAGUGGGAAAAGUUGCUAUUACGAAAGAGGUAGCAAGCCAACUGGAAUGUGCGGCGCUGUGCCUUACCGUGCUGUGCGUCUGUUACAACCUGGAGGUGCGGAACAGUACGCUAACCUGCGCAGCAUUGUCAACCAUAAGGGAAUUCACAGAGCAACCUUAUACUCGCAGUUUUUUCAGUAGGAAAGGCCUGUACCAGCACCUGGGCUUCAUCCGGUACAAGGAGCAGUGGGUGAUGGCGCGCGACCCGACGCUCCCCCGCCUCACGUGGGACGACAGCGUGGCCUGGUGUCGCUCACUCCCGGGGUCCGUGUUCCUGCCGCAGACCCUCGAGGACUUCGACUGGAUGGUGGAGAUCUUCCGGACCAAGUACGAGGAUGGCUACAUGUUCUUCCCCCUCAAUGACAAGGAGAAGGAGGGGGAUUUCGUGUGGGUUAACGGGUCGUCCGCUAAAAACGCGACUCAGAUCCGCUGGCACGAAGGCCAAGAGGGCGCCGGUAACACCAUAGAGGACGACUGCGUGGCCAUCGAGUCGUACCAUGACUACACCCUCCGCGUCCACGCCUGCGACCACACGCACUACGCCAUGAUCUGCGCGGGAGACGGAUAGGAGGGGAUCCCGCGUUCUGUUCAGAUGCAGUUCGUUGCUACUUGUGAAUUUAUGUAUCGUAAAGCAGUGAUUAUUACAACGGCUGGGAAAACCGUUACAAAGUAAUUAAAGGUACCUAUGGCAAGACAUUUCCCAGAAAAGAAUAUCAAAACUACGAAAACCACUAAUAAAUAAGAACCGACCGUACUGUCCUUCGUUACUAUUAUUGGACAAGUACCGCUAGGAUUAUUUUAGUCUAGAAGUAUUAAGAACACUUUCGAAAUCCGCCGUAAAUGACGUGGUUUUCCCAGCUGACAUUCUAGCCGAGACAUUCACAUUUUCUCAUUGAUUUUUACAUAAAGUGUUAAGGGAAUUCCUGGUCUGUGGAAUAUAUCACGUUUUUUUUCUUUUUUUUUGAGAUAAAGGAAUUCGUGUCAAAUUGUUCUGCAGAUUCAUGUAGAAAUGUACAAUUUACCAGAGGCCUG